Molecule: messenger RNA, 1032 nt
Organism: Candoia aspera
Lineage: Eukaryota; Metazoa; Chordata; Lepidosauria; Squamata; Candoiidae
Product: nicotinamide N-methyltransferase-like
Exons: 3
Coding region: 9-851 (280 amino acids)
Cellular component (GO): cytosol
Molecular function (GO): N-methyltransferase activity
Source: RefSeq, a predicted model, not a curated record
AGAGCCUGAUGCUCGGGCCGCGGAAGGAGGAACCGGCAGCCGGUCGAGGUGUUCCUGGGACGAUGGAAGAGCCUUUCACGGAGAAGGAUUUCUAUGCCGAGCAUCUGGAUCCCAAAGACUAUCUGGAAACAUACUACAAAGUCAGCUCUCUGGAUGAAGGAGUGGGCCUUCUUCUAACCUUCUUCCUGAAAGGUGCCCACAGGGCAUUCAUCUUAGAUGGCAUCAAGGGAGACACCCUGAUUGACAUCGGCAGCGGCCCAACCAUCCACCAGUUCCUGUCCGCCUGUGAAUCCUUCCGAGAGAUCGUAGCCACCGACUACGCUGACCAGAACCGGGAGGAGAUGCAGCGAUGGCUGAAAAAGGAACCGGGGGCUUUCGACUGGAGCCCCACUGUGAAAUACGUCUGUGAGCUGGAGGGAGACAGGGAAAAGUGGCCAGAGAAGGAAGAGAAAGUGCGAAGAGCUGUCAGGCAGUUCCUGAAAUGCGAUGUGACCCAACCCAACCCUUUGGCUCCGCUCGUUCUUCCUCCUGCGGAUUGUUUGCUCUCCACUUUGUGCUUGGAUGGGGCUUGCAAAGACAUCCCCACCUACCGAAUGGCCUUCAGGAACAUCAGUUCCCUGGUGAAACCAGGGGGGCACCUUCUCUUUCAUACAACCCUUGAGGGGCACUAUUACAUGAUUGGCCAACGCAAGUUCUCAGCCCUCUACUUAGAGAAGGAGGUGGUGGAAGAGGCAGCAAGACAGGCUGGCUUUGUCAUUAAAUGGCUUGAAGAAACCAGGAUCAACUUCCCCUUGUCUGUAGCUGAUGAGAAGGGGCUGUGCAUACUUCUUGCCCAGAAAUGUAGCCCAUGAAAAUGACGCAGCUGUUGUCAUAACCAUUAGAGGCUUCUCCAACCAUUGUUAAGAUUGGGUGAUACAAGUUAGGGAAGAAAGAGGGCGCAUGGCUUCUGGAAUCCUUCCCACCCCUUUCCUAGCAUGCGCAUAGGAGAAGUCUGUACAUUCUUCUGUGUAAUAAAGUAGCAUCUUGCAUCUG